Molecule: messenger RNA, 1062 nt
Organism: Babesia ovata
Lineage: Eukaryota; Apicomplexa; Aconoidasida; Piroplasmida; Babesiidae
Product: MORN repeat-containing protein
Exons: 2
Coding region: 1-1062 (353 amino acids)
Cellular component (GO): cytosol
Source: RefSeq, a predicted model, not a curated record
AUGGGGAGCGGCAACGGAAUUCUGGGCUGCCUGCGUCGUCGCGGCAGCCGCGCCGGCCAUGAGAAGCGCAUAAGGUCUUCCGCCGCUGAUAAUGCUUCUUCUGAGUCACAAGCAACUGCGAAAUCCAAACAAUCGGAAUCGGACAGUAGACCCGUGGAGGAGAAACGUGCUCCUGCGGAUACCCCUAAGGGGUUUGUGAUGACUGGAUUUGGCAACAACGAUGUUGAAGAGUGGGACGACAGGGCAUUGGCGUCUCUCUUGGGCGGAAAGCCAACCAAUCUAGACGAGUUGGCGGAAACCGAUGCUAGUGACAAUGCGGCGUGGCGCGUGCCAGUCGUGCUAUCGGACGGGUCGGUGUACUGCGGCCAGUGGCGAGGCCGGGUGAGGCACGGGACCGGAAAGCAUUUCGCCAUGGACGGAAGCCGUUACGUGGGCUCGUUCGCCAACGAUUUAUACGACGGCGCGGGCGAGGUGAAGUACAUGAACGGGGACAGCUUCAAGGGCGUCUUUAAAAAAGGCCUGCGCAACGGGAAGGGCGUGAUAACGUACUCCAACGGCGACAUGUUCGACGGCAACUGGCGUAACAAUGUGCGUCAAGGUUUCGGGGUUGAGCGUUUCUCCGACGGCUCGGUGUACAUGGGCAUGUUCAAGAACAACAAGCGCGAGGGCGCCGGUGAGCUGAGGAUGAGCAACGGCGUGGUGUACGAGGGCACGUUUGACAACGACGUCACUGGCAAGGGCCGGAUGGUUUGGCCCACCGGCGAGAGCUAUGUGGGCGAGUUCCGGAACGGUUACAAGCACAACUACGGCGUGACGACGUACCGCACUGGGCCCGUGCUCAGCGAGAAGGGCCCCUAUGCCAUGGGUCGCAUGCAUGGCCUGUUUGAAUGCGUAAUGCGAGACGGGCACGUGCUGAGGUGCAUCUACCAAAACGGCAAAUUGGUCGAGGACGUGACCAACAGGAAGAGCGCGGCAAAGUUAAUGGCUCCGCCACCUGUGCCCACAGUGGAUGCUGGGGGUUUGGUCCUUGUUGACGAGUUACCAGACAACAAGGUCGUAUGA